Leishmania mexicana MHOM/GT/2001/U1103 is the source of this 1587-nucleotide messenger RNA. RefSeq lists its product as hypothetical. The record is from RefSeq and is a predicted model, not a curated record. Bases 1 to 1587 code for a protein of 528 amino acids. Gene Ontology annotation, molecular function: transmembrane transporter activity. The transcript has a single exon. Gene Ontology annotation, biological process: transmembrane transport. Lineage: Eukaryota; Euglenozoa; Kinetoplastea; Trypanosomatida; Trypanosomatidae.
AUGGCUUCAGAAAGCCAUGACGGUAUCGUUGCCGAGCAAGGGUCUUCUGUGUGGUCCGUCCUUCGAGAAGAAGCAUGUGAACUUCACUGGUACGUGUUGAUCGUCGCAUGCCUCCUCACUUUUGGGAGCUACUACAUCUACGACUUCCCUGGGUCCAUCGGCAGCGGCAGAGGCAACACUAUCGAGAACCACUUCAAAGCGCAUCAGAAGAUCUACACGGAGAGCAUGAACCAGUACCUUUACAGUGUGUACUCGUGGCCGAAUACGGUCCUCUCCAUUGUGGGCGGCCUCCUCAUCGACCGGUAUCUCGGACUGCGCAGGGCGAUGCUCCUCUUCUCCGUACUCAUUCUGACUGGGUCAGUUCUCUUCUACAUCGGCGUACAUGCGACGACGUAUUGGAUUAUGUUUGUCGCCCGCAUCGUGUUUGGCCUGGGCGGGGAGUCGCUCAGCGUCUCUCAGUCCGCUUUUGUGGCGCGAUGGUUCAAGGGCCAUCGCGGGAUGGCGCUUGCUUUCGGGAUCACCAUUAGCUUCUCUGGCAUCGGCUCAUCAUUCAACUUUUUGUUCGCACCAGCGAUCGCGAACAAGUGGAGUGUCGACGCGGCUGCCGUUUCCGGCAUUGCUGCCUGCCUCAUCUCAAUGCUUGCGUGCGUUGUGCUGGUGAUGGCCGACCGCAAUGCCGAGUGUCGCGGCUACCUAUCCGUUGCUGUAGAGGACGAGAGCGACUCUACGGAGAAGGACGAGUCGGUGUGUUCAGACGUCUUGCAGAUGCCGUUGGCGUACUGGCUGCUCUGCGCCGUUUGUGUAUUUUGCUACACCGCCAUAUUGCCUUUCGUGGGUGUGGGCAAGAACUUCUUCCAGGUCAAGUACGGUUACACCGGCGACGCAGCAGCCCGCUGCCUUUCCUUCUAUCGGAUCACCUCCGCCGUGGCGAGUCCGGUCAUCGGAUUGGCGGUGGACUCGGUGGGCCGCAACACAUGGUGGCUCAUUCUCGCCUGCUCCUGCUUCGUUGCCAUCCACGUGUUGUUCAUGGCGACAAUGAUCCCUGGCGUUGUUCUCAUGGUGCUUAUGGGGUGCUUCUACACCUUUCUGGUGUCGGGGCUGUGGCCCUCGGUGCCAUGGGCGGUGCCAAGCACAGUUGUGGGGGUGGCGUACGGCGCGAUGACCUCGAUCCAGAACAUCGGCUUGGCAUUGUUUCCGAUGGUUGUGGGCGCAAUCCUGGAUCACUUCCGGCAAAACGGCAACAGCACAGCAGAGCUGACGCAGGAUUUGCCGCCGUUGGAGGCUUACAUGUGGACGGAGGCGCUCUUUUUAGUUUCGGCUUUGAUUGCCUUUUUGGCGAGCGUGACUUUACUUGUGGAAGACCAGCGCACGGGAGGAGUGCUUAGUGCCACAAGCGCCAAGCGGCCGCAGAUCGUAGAGGACCUCAAUCGGCUACAGAAUGACUUUGAGGGUGUCGUGCCAGACUUGGAAGGUGUGGAAUACGAUGGAGAGGAGUCGCAAGAUCAGGUGACAGAGCCACUCACAGGCACUGCGCGCGUGGACGCUGUGCCCAACGAAGUGGCCACGCGAGCGCACUCCAUGAAGUGA